AUGGAGACCCAGAGGGAGCCGUUCCUGGGGCGGUGCUCACUGUGGCUACUGCUGCUGGGCCUGGUGAUCCCUGCGGCCACCGCUCAGGCCCUCAGCUACGAGGAGGCCGUGCUCCGUGCUGUGGAUGGCCUCAACCAGCGGUCCUCAGACGAUAAUCUCUACCGUCUCCUGGAGCUGGACCCGCAGCCCAAGGGAGACGAGGAUCCAGACACCCCAACGCCUGUGAGCUUCACGGUCAAAGAGACUGUGUGUCCUAAGACGACGCAGCAGCCACUGGAGCAGUGUGCCUUCAAGGAGAAUGGGCUGGUUAAACAGUGUUCAGGGACAGUCAUCCUGGACCCAGGCAAGGACUUUUUCAACAUCAGCUGUGAUGAGGUGAGUGGCCCAUUUGCGUUGGAGGUGCUGAUGACGGGGUGGUGUGUGGAACAUUCUAUGGACCAAUUAACCAUUGUCCCAUCCAGGGCAGAGAAAGCCCCUCCUACCCUGGGGUCCUCCCUCAACCUGAGCUCAGGUCUCAGGACUGGCUCUGCAAUUCCUUGGAGUGGUGGUUCUCAAAAUAUGGUCCUCACCUGUGAGCUUGUCGGAAAUGUAGAUUCUUAGUCCCCACCAGACCUACUGAA
Ceratotherium simum simum (southern white rhinoceros) is the source of this 620-nucleotide messenger RNA. Lineage: Eukaryota; Metazoa; Chordata; Mammalia; Perissodactyla; Rhinocerotidae. The record is from RefSeq and is a predicted model, not a curated record.